Molecule: messenger RNA, 1458 nt
Organism: Helobdella robusta
Lineage: Eukaryota; Metazoa; Annelida; Clitellata; Rhynchobdellida; Glossiphoniidae
Exons: 5
Coding region: 1-1458 (485 amino acids)
Source: RefSeq, a predicted model, not a curated record
AUGGUCUUCGGCACAAAAAGCCAACCGAAACCUUCCAGUGGGAAUCAGAAACCUCCAAGUGGAAAUCAAGGAGCCCAAGGGGGAGGGGGAAAGGGCAGUCGUUUUAAUAUAUUUGGAAAAAAUAAAGUAGAUGGUAAAGGAGGAAGGCCAGGUGGUGGUCAAGAAGGGGGGCCAGGAAGUGGUCGAGGAGGUGGUCAAGGAGUGGGGCCAGGAGGUGGUCGAGGAGGAGGGCCAGGAAGUGGUCAAGGAGGAGGAAGUGGUCAAGGAGGAGGUCAAAGAGGGGGGCCUGGAGGUGGUCAAGGAGGAGGGCCAGAAGGUGGUCAAGGAGGGGGGCAAGGAGGUGGUCAAGAAGAGGAGCAAGGAGGUAACUGGCAGGAUCCAAAAGAUGCUGGUCCGGGAUUCAGGCCGACUAAAAGAAAAAUAGCUGAUAGAAUAAAAGACGGAGCUAAAAAUUUUUUUUCGAACGAUACUUUUACCGGCAUGGUGGGCUCAGUUGGGAGUGGCAUGGACGCAACAUUUAAUAUCGCGACAAUUGAGUCGUCUCUCUAUUCGUACCAAAUUAGGCAUCUUGUAUUUAACUCAAACUACCACACAGCAAUUGGGGAAGACAACGUGGAGAAAGCGAUUAUAGGCGACAAGGGACCACUGGCCAAUCUUUUCUUAACCAAAACCGAUGAGCCUAUCAAUAGAUCAGCAGCAAGAUUUGGCAUGACCACGUUACAAAUGGCAGCAGCCGGGUUAAUUGUUGCCCUGAUACUUGGUCUUGGUGCAUUUUUCAUUAUUACGAAAAGAAAGAAAGCGAAAGAGUUGGAAGAGGAGAGAAUCAGGAAAGAAAAUUUGGCAGCAGAAGAAGAAGCCGAAAAAAAUCGGCAGAUUCUUCUUGAAAGGGAAAGAGCUGCUCAAAUGGAAGAAGAAAAACGAAAAAGGAUGGCCGAAGAAGAACAAAGACAAAGAAGAAUGGCUGAAGAAAACCAAAAAGAAAGAAAGAUGUCUGAAAAAGAACAAAAAGGAAGAAGGAUGUCUGAGGAAGAACAAAAACGAAGAAAAAUGUCUGAAGAAGAACAAAGACGGAAACAGAUUGCUGAAGAAGAAGCCAAGCAAAACGCAGCUGCUGAAAUUUCUGCCGCGGCAUCAACAAUGACUUCUACGACAUCAACAGCGGCAGUCGCUCCUACUACAGCUUUUCCUGCUGCUGCUACAGGCCCUUCUUUUUCUGUUAAAGUCACUACCGCUUUGAAAAAAUUGAAAAAGAACAAAAAAAAUAGCGUGAAAGAUGAUGAUGAUGCCGACAUCAAUAGUGAUGAUGAUGACGACAGCGAUGAUGAUGGCGAGAAGGAAGACAAAGGCAAAGUUCAAAAAAGCGCUUCCAAAAAAGGCAAAGCUAAAAAAAAGAAAAAGAAUAAAAAAAGUAAAAAACGUAAAAAUAGUAAAAAAGAAGGGAAAGGGGAAAUAAUUUAA